Messenger RNA from Punica granatum (pomegranate), 978 nucleotides. The record is from RefSeq and is a predicted model, not a curated record. NCBI's taxonomy places the organism in Eukaryota, Viridiplantae, Streptophyta, Magnoliopsida, Myrtales, Lythraceae.
UCGGCCCAGCCACAGCCGGCCGCGACGUGGCAGAAGCCCAAUCCUCGUCGCCUCCGAGAGGGGAGGGUGAGCGUUGUGUACGGAGGAAAGAAAGUAAAGCUAGGGUUUAACACCAACUCAGCAGAGCCUCAUCCUCCAGUUUGGCAGCUCAGAGGGCCACUUCGAGAAUGGAGACAUCGCUCAGAUACUGGGGUGACUCCAAGUCCCUCAGAUUCCACGCAAAGGAAAAGAUUCCAAUCGAUUCCAAAACCCGCCUGCAGGUUCAAGGGGAGCUGGACACGAGAAUCGGAGCCCCGACUUUCGUUCAUGCGAUGAUAAGACGCUUCUACCCUGAUAUAUCGGGUAGCCUCGGUGUAGGCCUGCUUUAUGAGAAGAAUGGGAAGGUCCGGUAUACUGUACGUGGGAAGAAAUCAUUCGAUGUGACAUCGGAGGGAGCUUUGGCCUUCAUUGUGAAGGCACGGUCCGAUGUUGACCAAGAGUUUGGACAGUGGAAGUCGAGGGGAGCGGCAGAAUUCGCUCUGAACAUUAAGGAUUUCCAGAAGGAUCAAGAUGUCAGGGUCAAGGUUGGUCUUGAAGUGUUUGAUCAGCCUCCCAGAAAAGACACAAAGGAGAAGCAGAAGCCCCUCCAGCAAAUUGUUCCUUACUUGCAGAUCAGGGAGAACAACUGGACGCUCAAUGCAGAUGUUAACGGCAAAUGGAACGUGAGGUACGACUUGUGAUAUCGUAGAGCUGACAUACUCUUCUUCACGAGUUUGCUCGUCCUUGUAGUUGUUCUUUAAGCUCUUAUUCUUUGUCUCUCUUAAAUCCACGGAUAGAUGAUGUCAGAAGCGCUCUGUAAUAAUUCAUUAGAACUGUGUUGCAUUAAAAAUUCAUCCCUUCAGGAAUCCUGCAAGCUCAGAUCGGUUUCUAUCUGUUGAUUCCCUGAGGUCUGAUCAUGUCGAUGAAUCGAUGCAAUGAUAGAGAUGCCGUUUGUUGAAA